AUGAAAAUCCAUCUGUGCAUUGGUGUAUUUCUGAUUCUGUUCGUAGGUCUUAAUUCUUCAUUAUCAUCAGAAACUGAAGAGAUAUUGGAUUCAGUGAAUAAUUUCCGGAAAACAUUUGCUGAUUUGACGGGUGUCAAGGGGAUGAGUAAAUUGAAAUACGACCGGAAUCUUCAACUAAAAGCAUCCAGAUAUUCCACUUGCGACAAACCAGAUGAUCUCAAGAAUCAAUCCACCUACUUCCCAUCUGACCAAAGUGUGAUCGACGAGUUCUUCGAGGUGUUCAAUCAAACGAAAUCAGAUGAAAUCAAAAAGAAAUUUGGUUUUGAUAAUGUGCUUAACCCAGGUUUUACUCAUAUUGGAUGUUAUCACUAUAAGAAACAAUGCUCUGAAACUGUCAUGUAUUCUACGGAGUAUUUUACAAAGAUGAGAGUUGUGGAUACCAAGGGAGUAUGUUUGUUGAGCAUUGGACCUUACUGCCCUCAUGGAUCAGUAGAAAACGGGAUGUGCAAGAUGAAGGAGUUGGCAACAAAAUCUCAAUCGUCGAGUUCGAAAAAGCAUACUUUCUCAUUUUCUGUAAUAGUUUUAGUGUUCUCGUGUUUGGUUUGA
Messenger RNA from Caenorhabditis remanei, 606 nucleotides. RefSeq lists its product as uncharacterized. The record is from RefSeq and is a predicted model, not a curated record. The coding region runs from base 1 to 606 and encodes 201 amino acids. The transcript is spliced from 4 exons. NCBI's taxonomy places the organism in Eukaryota, Metazoa, Nematoda, Chromadorea, Rhabditida, Rhabditidae.